AUGGUCGUUGUAACUCUGUUUGGUUUAGCAAUACUGCACACGGCUGCAACAAAAUGCAUUGUCGGAGAUUGUAUGUUAGAAGCAAAUUCAAAAAUAAAAUGUGAAGAUAAUUUCUAUUUCGUUGAUGAUUUAAAUUAUUGGAAUGAUUUUUUUCGUGAUUUUUUCACUAGUUUUGAACAAAUCACUGAAGAAAUUACAAACUCGAAUGAAAACUAUAUAGAUAUAGAUCAAACUAUAGAUGUUGCGAGCUUCGUCGAUGAAUUACACGAUUUUCUGAAUUACUCUGUGCCUUGUGGUGUGCAAGGAAGGAGUGAAUGGUCGAGGUCCGAUGGCAAUAGUCGAGUUGUCGGUGGUACGGAUUCGAUGCCAGGUGAAUUCCCGUGGCAGAUAUCUUUGCAACUCGUCACCGGUGAGACGGCCAGACAUGUGUGUGGAGGAUCUGUAAUUAACGAAAACUGGGUGUUGACGGCAGCGCAUUGCGUAUACGGACUGUCGGAAAAAGUGCUUUCCGUGGUAGCUGGGAAAAACGACCUUUACACAGUCGAGAAUGGCGAUCAGAGAGUGAAUGUUGCAGACAUACAUUUAAACAGGUUCGACAAGAAACGGUUUUCCAGAGACAUAGCGUUGCUCAGGGUGUUUCCGGCGUUGGUGUUCGACGGCUUUCACGUGUCUCCGAUUUGUAUUCCAAGACCAGAAACGCAAUUUGAUAAUUCUUUAGCGCUGGUCACAGGAUGGGGACGAGUGUCCGAGAACGGCGAAUUCGCACACGUCUUGCAGAAAGUGCGAUUGCCCCUGAUCGCGGUAGACGAUUGUCUGAACUUGUACAACAACGCCGGUUACGGCGAUUACGUCAGUCAGUGUGUAGUCUGUGGCAGAGGAACGCCAGAAUACGAGGCGGACUCUUGUCAAGGUGAUUCCGGUGGUCCAUUAAUAUGUCUGGCUGAUGACAACCGUUUCUAUUUAUGCGGUAUCGUUAGUUGGGGACUCGGCUGUGCACAUCCGACCUAUCCUGGAGUCUAUACUGCAGUGUCUUGUUAUUCGGAUUGGAUAAGAGAUACGGUCACCUAUUAUCAACAACCCAACAACCCAUGGCGUACACGAUGACUUAAUCUUUUCACGAUUUAUUUUCUUCAUAAUAUUUAAUUAUGAUUAUUAUUAUUAUUUAUAAGUAUUCGUGCGUUU
Rhopalosiphum maidis (corn leaf aphid) is the source of this 1182-nucleotide messenger RNA. RefSeq names its product trypsin-1-like. The transcript has 7 exons. Lineage: Eukaryota; Metazoa; Arthropoda; Insecta; Hemiptera; Aphididae. The record is from RefSeq and is a predicted model, not a curated record. Bases 1 to 1104 code for a protein of 367 amino acids. Gene Ontology annotation, biological process: proteolysis. Gene Ontology annotation, molecular function: serine-type endopeptidase activity.